Molecule: messenger RNA, 414 nt
Organism: Aspergillus melleus
Lineage: Eukaryota; Fungi; Ascomycota; Eurotiomycetes; Eurotiales; Aspergillaceae
Exons: 2
Coding region: 1-414 (137 amino acids)
Biological process (GO): transmembrane transport
Molecular function (GO): transmembrane transporter activity
Source: RefSeq, a predicted model, not a curated record
AUGCAGGCAUACUUGCAAUACCGGCGCAUCGGGCAGGCAGUGCGCCAACGAGUCCAAGAUGGCGAUUCCAAGAUCAAUUUUGAAAACAAUGCGAUCAACGACAUGCCUGGAUUUAUGCAGAUACGACUCGCACCAACAAUGACGGCUCUCACCGGCCAACGGGCAUUUACCACGAUCAAGAUCUCGUCCCUCGCCUUUAUCAUCUCGGCCUCAUCUUCUAUCCUUGCCGGCGGCAUCCCACGAAACAGUGCCGCUUUUGGAGUGAGCGAGGUGGUCGCCUCAAUAGCAACCGGGCUUUUUCUCCUGGGAUUCACAACAGGAUCGCUUAUCUCGAGCCCUCUCUCUGAGGUGCUGGGCCGGAAUCUCGUCUACGUUGCCUCUGUCACGGCGUUCAUGAUCUUUACCUUUGCGUAG